This is a messenger RNA of Zingiber officinale, 1786 nucleotides long. RefSeq names its product BAG family molecular chaperone regulator 1-like. Gene Ontology annotation, cellular component: cytoplasm. NCBI's taxonomy places the organism in Eukaryota, Viridiplantae, Streptophyta, Magnoliopsida, Zingiberales, Zingiberaceae. Gene Ontology annotation, biological process: protein stabilization. Gene Ontology annotation, molecular function: protein-folding chaperone binding; adenyl-nucleotide exchange factor activity. The record is from RefSeq and is a predicted model, not a curated record. The transcript is spliced from 4 exons. Bases 415 to 1377 code for a protein of 320 amino acids.
UCCGGUUUCUGAUUGGUACGAAGCGGCAGUGAAUUGAUUGAAACGGGAGGUCCAAUUCCUACCGAGUUGCUCCUUGUUUUUCUCUCCUUCCACGCUCGCGCUGUAUUAUGUUCCACAUUUAUUUAUUAUUUAUUUUUAUUAAUAAUUUUUUGGUAGAACCACGGUUAUUAUUUUGCUCCCUCACGAUUUCUUUACUGAUUCAUUUAUAUAUACUUGAUCCUCUCCCAUUUCUACUCCUCGUUCCUCCAUUGACAAUCCGUCUCCUUUAUUCCUUCUUCUCUUCCUCUUCAUCUCCCCUUCUUCCGUUCCUCGAACACGAAUUUAGAGCUUGAGAUCUAGCAGCAACACCACGUACGGCUUGGGGUUGCUGGCUUCUUUCUGGAUCCUUCGGGUUCCCAAGUUACAAAAAGAGAAAUGCGGACAAGAACAAACGGGAGGAUGGCACAGACGGUGGCAGCGUCUAGUCCGGUGAAGGAAGAGAAGGUGGAGGUGGAGAAAUGGGAGGUGAGGCCCGGCGGGAUGUUGGUUCAGAUGCGCAAUGCAUACGGCGAUGCUGUCGGCACACCUGUCCCCUCCAUCCGCGUCAAGGUCAAAUUCUGUGCCACCUACCACGAGAUUAAUAUCAGUGCUCAAGCCACCUUCGGAGAGAUGAAGAAGGUGCUAUCGGCCAAGACGGGGCUGCAUCCGUUAGACAUGAAGCUGAUGUAUAAAAAAAAGGAGAGGGCAUCGGUGACUUUUCUCGAUACUGUCGGUGUCAAGGACGGGUCUAACAUACUGUUGCUGGAGGAUCCGAUGGCGAAGGCAAAGCGUCUUCUCGAGAUGCGCAAAACUGACAAAAUUGACAAGGCCGCAAAGUCCGUCUCUGCAAUCCGCCACGAGGUCGACCGGCUCGCCUCCAAGGUGACGGCGCUGGAGGAGAUUGCGAACAAAGGCGAACGAAUCGUGGUGAAUGACGUCUCCAAUCUCAUCGAUUGCCUGAUGAAUGAGCUGAUUAAGAUGGAGGCCAUCGACGCCGACGGAGACGUGAAUCAGCAGAAGAGUCUGCAGAUUAAGAGAGUGCAGAAAUACGUGGAAAUGCUCGACUUGAUCAAGAUCCACAACGUUCGACUGAACAAAGAGAAGCCCCUGUCUCCACCGCGGACACUCCAUCCUUCACACCAGCGUCCGACGCAGCCCGUCCAAGAGCAGCAACCAUUUCUGCAUUCUAUUCAGCCCCAAUACCAGCAACAAAUGCAGCAAUCUUGCAACCCUUUUCUACAGCAAAAUCACCAGCAGCAACAUCCGGCUCGUUCUCAUUCAGAGUUCUGGGAACCGUUCGACCUAUUGACGCCGUCCCCCUCCACGGCCCACGCAAGCUUCCAUUGGGAGCUGUUCUGAGUUACUGAUAACGUUGGAAUAUUCAACAAUGCAGUGAUUGCUUUGUCGAGUUCUGGACACCAGAUUCUGCUCUACUAGUAAUUACGUAUUCUUUGUGUGUGUCUCUGUACAACAGGGAAGGAAUUCAUUCAGCUAUCUAUCCAUGGCAAAUAAAUGGAUGCGCUGAAUGAUCUUUGUUGAGUUCUGUCUAUCGUUUGAAGGGUACAUAGCGGGUCACUUGGCUUCCUUUUCAGACUGCAUGCAAUGGUUAUUGGAUUUUACAUUUGAGAUUGCGCGAGUGAUGGGCGGGUUGAUGCAAUUGAAUGGAUGUUGCCUCUCCCGUUGACUAUGUUGUAUGCUAAUCAUUUAGCAUAUGAUGCAGGGCUGGACCUUAAAUAUAUUUCUUAGUUGUUGGGCUUUCGUGCACACA